Ochotona princeps (American pika) is the source of this 1293-nucleotide messenger RNA. It is a transcript of the gene TWF1, whose product is annotated as twinfilin actin binding protein 1. The transcript is spliced from 9 exons. Bases 122 to 1174 code for a protein of 350 amino acids. Gene Ontology annotation, molecular function: actin filament binding; actin monomer binding. Lineage: Eukaryota; Metazoa; Chordata; Mammalia; Lagomorpha; Ochotonidae. Gene Ontology annotation, cellular component: actin filament; cytoplasm; myofibril. The record is from RefSeq and is a predicted model, not a curated record. Gene Ontology annotation, biological process: actin filament depolymerization; barbed-end actin filament capping; positive regulation of neuron projection development.
GGCGCCGGGCGCCGGAGGAUGACGGGCGCGAGGCGGGGCGGACGCGCGGCCGCCGCUUCCUGGGGCCGCCGGCCGGGGCGCUGGCCGCACUCGACGCCGGAGCCGGGAGCCCGCCGCCGCCAUGUCCCACCAGACCGGCAUCCAAGCGAGUGAGGAUGUUAAAGAGAUGUUUGCCAGAGCCAGAAAUGGCAAGUACAGACUUCUGAAGAUCUCUAUUGAGAAUGAGCAGCUUGUGAUCGGCUCAUCUCGUCAGCCUUCAGACUCCUGGGACGAGGACUAUGAUCCGUUUGUCCUGCCCCUGUUGGAGGACAAGCAGCCGUGCUACAUUCUCUUCAGGUUAGACUCCCAGAAUGCCCAGGGAUAUGAGUGGGUAUUCAUCGCGUGGUCUCCAGAUCAUUCGCAUGUUCGUCAAAAAAUGUUGUAUGCAGCAACAAGAGCAACUCUGAAAAAGGAAUUUGGAGGUGGCCACAUCAAAGAUGAAGUAUUUGGGACAGUGAAGGAAGAUGUAUCCUUACAUGGAUAUAAGAAAUACUUGAUAUCACAGUCGUCUCCUGCCCCCCUGACUGCAGCUGAGGAAGAAUUACGGCAGAUCAAAAUCCAUGAGGUGCAGACCGACGUGGGCGUGGACACCAAGCAUCAGACACUGCAGGGAGUAGCGUUUCCUAUUUCUCGAGAAGCCUAUCAGGCUUUGGAGAAGCUGAACAGCAGGCAGCUCAACUAUGUGCAGUUGGAAAUAGAUAUAAAAAAUGAAAUUAUAGUUUUGGCCAGCACAACAAACACGGAACUAAAGGAUUUGCCAAAGAGGAUUCCCAAGGAUUCAGCACGCUACCAUUUCUUUCUGUAUAAACAUUCUCACGAAGGGGACUAUCUCGAGUCCAUAGUUUUUAUUUACUCAAUGCCUGGAUACACAUGCAGUAUAAGAGAACGGAUGCUGUAUUCCAGCUGCAAGAGCCCCCUGCUGGAGAUUGUAGAAAGACAACUGCAAAUGGAUGUAAUAAGAAAGAUGGAAAUAGACAAUGGGGAUGAGCUGACUGGAGACUUCCUGUAUGAAGAAGUGCACCCCAAGCAGCACGCGCACAAGCAGAGCUUUGCAAAGCCAAAAGGUCCUGCUGGAAAAAGAGGCAUCCGAAGACUGAUUCGGGGUCCAGCUGAAACUGAAGCCACUGCUGAUUAAAAAUUGUUGCAUUAAACAUUGCAAUACUAGUUUUUUCAAAGUCCAGCAUUUAGUACAGGAGAACUGAAAUCAUUCCAUGUUGCUAUAUAGUAGGGGGAAAUUAUACUUUUUGAAAAAUG